Messenger RNA from Nicotiana tabacum (common tobacco), 886 nucleotides. Lineage: Eukaryota; Viridiplantae; Streptophyta; Magnoliopsida; Solanales; Solanaceae. The record is from RefSeq and is a predicted model, not a curated record.
CCCUCUUCCUUCACUCGAGUCCGUUGAUACUUUGAUUCAGUCCCCUCCAACUGACCAGACUGAAUCAUGCAAUCUGUCACCUAGGAACAGCGGUCUGUUGGACGCUGUACUUUAUGAAGCACAAACUAUGAGAGCUUCAAAGAAUAACUUGCAGCAGGAGAGUUCCGGUGAUGUGGUGGAUAAUUCAUGUCCAGAUCUCCAUGAGACUGGGUGGGAAACAUAUGGUGAUCCAAUCUCUCCUUUAGGUCAUUCUGCUGCAUCUGUGUUUAGUGAAUACACCCCUACUAGUGGAAGCUCAUCAGAGGAGCCCCAGUUAGUGACGAUGCCAGGUUGCAAGGUUAAGCAGGAGAAGUUUGACUUCGGGCCCUAUGAUGGGAAGGAUGACGCCUCAAACCCGAUCUUUUCCAGGCCAGACUACUUGCUUGACUCCAAUUGUUUCAGUCCUAUGCAGAACUAUGUGAGAACCAUUUGGCGCUGAAAGAUGCAUUUUGGCUACAGUCCUUUUGAUGACUAUAUCGGUAGUCAAACCAUCAGAUCAAGUUUGUGGACAUGGCUCUUGCACAGGGGAUGCCAUGUCUACCAUCCAGUCAAUAAGCUCAGCAGGAUUAUGGUACUUUUACGCUUUGCAAACAUCUUUCCCAUACAAACUUUGAUUGUCUCAGCUGUUAAAGGACAAAUAGAAAACAAUGUAGUAUUUUCCGAUAAGACUGAAAAUGCCUUCUGCAUGGUUGUGUUUGAGUUGUGGAGUCUUUGAGAUUCAAACAAAUGACACUUCUUGUAUGUGGCAUUGAAUGGCCUGCUUUCUAAUUCCGUUGUGUUGACCACAAAUGCAACACAUCUCCUUUGUGCUGGGAGGACAUUAAAGUUGCAGUAUUGCUUUCUCUUA